AUGAAUGAAAUCCAGCCUUCCUGUUGGAAUAGCACACCUGUCUUGUUCAACAAAUCUUGGAGUGGAGGGCAUUACUACCAAGUGAUCAGUGCAGCAGAAACAAUCAUCCUUCCUUCUCUAAUUGGGAUUAUCUGCUCAAUGGGAUUAGUUGGCAAUAUCCUCAUUGUGUUCACCAUAGUAAGGUCUAGAAAAAAAAACAUUCCAGAUAUCUAUAUCUGCAAUCUGGCUGUAGCAGAUUUGGUUCAUAUCAUUGGCAUGCCCUUUCUCAUUCAUCAGUGGGCCCGCGGAGGAGAGUGGGUGUUUGGCAGCCCUCUGUGUACCAUCAUUACAUCCUUAGACACAUGCAACCAGUUUGCAUGCAGCGCUAUUAUGACAGUUAUGAGUUUGGACAGGUACUUGGCUCUUGUCCAACCAUUUCGCCUCACUAGCCUGAGAACAAGAUCAAAGACUAUUCGUGUUAAUUUAUGCCUGUGGGCAGCUUCACUGAUCCUGGUGUUUCCUGUCUGGGUCUACUCAAAAGUAAUCAAAUUCAAAGAUGGCUUGGAGAGUUGUGCUUUCGAUCUAACAUCACCUGAUGAUGUACUUUGGUACACGCUUUAUCUGACUAUCACAACUUUCUUUUUUCCAUUACCACUGAUAUUCAUUUGCUAUAUAUUGAUUUUAUGUUACACGUGGGAGAUGUAUCAGCAAAACAAGAAAGCAGGAUGUUACAAUACCAGUAUCCCAAGACGAAGGGUCAUGAGAUUGACCAAGAUGGUGCUGGUGCUGGUUGGUGUAUUUGUUGUAAGUGCUGCUCCAUACCACGUGAUACAGCUAGUGAAUCUUCAGAUUUCUCAGCCAUCACUGACAUUCUAUGUGAGCUAUUACUUCUCCAUCUGCCUCAGCUAUGCUAGCAGCGGCAUUAACCCUUUCCUUUACAUACUACUUAGCGGGAACUUUCGGAAGCGUCUGACUCGGUGCACAAAUGUCAAGCUCAAGAUGACAGAACGUGAAGUUAACAACAUUGAAAACACACUGGGGUCAAGCUUUUAAAAGGAGAGUCUAUUCAGUGAGAGAGAUGUAUUACAUAUGUGAGUAUUUUUAUGGUUAAACUGACUAGGCCUCAUUCCCUUCUCGCUUAUAGUACUGUAACUCAGGAGUGACUUCAUCAUAGUCAAUGGACUUACAUCGGUGUAAAGCUAGGGGGAGAGAAGAAUCAGGCCCACUAUUUGGAUAUUAGGGUACGUGGUGGAAGGAUGCUGUGCAAAAGUAUUCUUUGUUAUUGUCCAGUUGCUUCCUUAAUGGUGAAUACUACAAGCAUAAAGACCAAAAUGAGCUUCUAAAAAUGUGCAGUUCUCUGGCAGU
Malaclemys terrapin pileata is the source of this 1344-nucleotide messenger RNA. It is a transcript of the gene MCHR2, whose product is annotated as melanin concentrating hormone receptor 2. The transcript has 5 exons. The record is from RefSeq and is a predicted model, not a curated record. Gene Ontology annotation, biological process: neuropeptide signaling pathway. The coding region runs from base 1 to 1032 and encodes 343 amino acids. Gene Ontology annotation, molecular function: neuropeptide binding; G protein-coupled receptor activity. Lineage: Eukaryota; Metazoa; Chordata; Testudines; Emydidae. Gene Ontology annotation, cellular component: neuron projection; membrane.